AUGCCUAAAACUUUAAAGAGAAAAAAUAAUGCUAUUAAUUCAAAUACUGAUGAAACAUAUUUCAGUUUAAAUCACGAAACGAAUAAUUUUACCAUCGAUGUCAAACCGUCAUUUCCUCCCAAUUUAACAGCAAAUGAUCUCAUCAAAAAUUCUAAUAAAUUUAAAACAUCAAACAAAAAUAGAGCAAAAGCAUUUCCAAACGCUUUUAUCGCGUACAGAACGGCGUUAACUAAAGAAUAUAAUAAUAAAAACAUUAAGUUACCACAUAUGAGCCAACUUUCUAAGAUCGCAACAAGGUCUUGGGACAAAGACUCACAAGAUAUCAAAGAUUUUUACAAUAAGCUAGUUGAGGAUGCUAAAUCUUUGUAUAAGCAAAACAACGUUCAAAUCGUAUUUGAUAAGCAUAUGAAUGAAGUUGAAAACAAUCAGAAAAGCGCAGAAUCGGACUACGCCAAAAGAGACAUUGAGAUUUUUCCUUUUGAAAAUACAACCUUUACACAAAAUUCAGCAAGUGGCUUUCUCCCUACUCAGGAAUCCACCAUCGAUGUCCAUUCCUUCCAUUAUAAUAACGUUAAUUUUCCGAAUAGAAGUUCUACUUAUGGUCCACCAGUUAAUUACCCUCUCAAUUACGCUUCUGAAGUUCCAUAUGCAAUGAAUACAACGAGUAACGAUCGAGAAGAAUAUAUUAGAAUUUUGGAACAAACGAUUUAUUAUUUACUUUUAUCCUAA
Messenger RNA from Funneliformis mosseae, 729 nucleotides. The record is from the annotation of a GenBank genome assembly. NCBI's taxonomy places the organism in Eukaryota, Fungi, Glomeromycota, Glomeromycetes, Glomerales, Glomeraceae.